CCCGUAGAAAAUAGUAUUGCUAAGAAUACGCUACCCAGCAUAAACAAAUUAAACUAUACAAACCUUUCCCUGAGAGUUGAACGAUUUUGAUUAAGAAGAAUUAUGACGCCUCAUGGUGAAAGCCGAUAUUCUUAGGAAGUUACGAGGCCCAUGCUCCUCCCAGCAACCAGAGCAACAAUUAAUAUAGGUACAUGGAAUGUUCGGACCAUGUGCGACACCAGAAUGAACAAUCAAAUAGUUACGGAAAUCAAGAGAUACAACUUGAUGGUUCUCUGGAUCAGUGAAACGCAUUGGACCCAAACUGAACAGAAAAGAUUAACUUGCAGAGAGAUGCUGCUGUACUCUGGUCACGAAGAAAAAAUGCUCCGCACAAUCAGAGAGUUGCUCUGACGCUGUCCAAAGAAGCACGCAAAGCACUUGUAGGAUGGGUGUCUCUCAUGGACCCACGAUCAUCAAAGCACCCUUCAAAACAAACAAGUAAGGAAUCACACAGAAUGUUAUGCACCCACCAAUGAGAGCAACUACGACAAUAAAAUCAGUUCUAUGAGAGGCUACAAUCGAUCAUAGAGAAGUGAUCAGGAAAGGACCUGACCAUCAUGAUGGGAGACUGGAACGGCAAAUUUGGGAUGGACAACACCGAAUAUGAAGAUAUCACGAGACCAUAUGGACUGGGAGAGAGAGACGAGAAUUGUGACCGAUUUUUGCAAAUUUAUGUGCAUUCACACUACAGAGAACCAGACCGAUCAUAAAUGCUUAAAUGAAAGAUUCAGAAGGACAAUGGAAGACGUGAGGACCGGGAGACGAGCUAACAUAGCUUCACAUCACCACCUGAUUGUGGCUAAGACGAAACUGAAGCUAAAAAAAACACUGGGUAACUGAGGAAACAUCAUUAUAAAUGUUCGAUACAGCCCUACUUCAUGAUAUUAACAAACUCAACCAAUUCAAGAUAACUCUCAACAACAGGUUCCAAGUCUAACGAGAUCUACUCACAGAAGAAUAAACUAUUAUACAAGACGUUCGGAAAGGGAUCAAAGAAGCACUAUCUUCAACGUGUCAGGAAGUGCUGGGUGGCAACAAGCAUCAUCAUAAGGAACAGAUCUCUAUCGAAACCCUGUAUAAGAUUCAAUAAAGAAAGAACAAGAAGAUAGCGAUUAACAACAGUCGAACAAGAAUAGAUAAAGUCAGGGCACACGCCAAAUGCACAAAAACAAACAAGCAAGUGAAGAGGAGCAUUUGAGCUGACAAGCAGAAAUACGUAGAAGACCUAGCAACGACAGUGGAAAAAGCUGCAAGAGAAGGAAAUAUGAAACAACUAUGUGACACAACAAAGAGACUAGCAGGGAAAUACAGUAAACGAGAAAUACCGGUCGAGGAUAAACAAGGCAAGACAAUCACGGAGAUUCAAGAACAGAGGAACAGAUGGGUAGAGAACUUUGAGGAACUCUUGAAUAGACCAGCUUCAUUAAAUCCACCCGAUAUCGAAGCAACACACACAGACCUUCCUAUAGAUGUCACUCUACCAACGAUCGAGGAAGUCAGAAUGGCCAUCAGACAAAUCAACAAUGGGAAAGCAGUGGCACCUGACAACAUACCACCUGAAGCACUGAAGUACGCCUGAGAAAAUUGUCAGCAUCAUCCGGAAUUCUUACUAUGGACUACACUUCAAAACCAUACAUGGAGGCAAGUUAAUAAAUGCAUUCCAAGUGAAGACCAGUGUCAGACAAGGUCUGAUGCAUAUAUAGAGGCAAGAAUUGGCAAAGUAAGGGCAGCACUCCUACAGUUGAAGAACAUAUGGAACUCAAAACAAAUGUCAGCCAACACUAAAGUCAGAAUCUCCCAUACGAACGUCGAGACAGUUCUAGUGCACGGAGCCGAAGCUU
Messenger RNA from Schistosoma haematobium, 1880 nucleotides. RefSeq lists its product as uncharacterized. The coding region runs from base 1304 to 1618 and encodes 104 amino acids. The record is from RefSeq and is a predicted model, not a curated record. The transcript has 2 exons. NCBI's taxonomy places the organism in Eukaryota, Metazoa, Platyhelminthes, Trematoda, Strigeidida, Schistosomatidae.